Corythoichthys intestinalis (scribbled pipefish) is the source of this 4497-nucleotide messenger RNA. RefSeq names its product homeodomain-interacting protein kinase 2-like. The coding region runs from base 119 to 1303 and encodes 394 amino acids. The transcript has 2 exons. Gene Ontology annotation, biological process: smoothened signaling pathway; peptidyl-threonine phosphorylation; intrinsic apoptotic signaling pathway in response to DNA damage by p53 class mediator. Gene Ontology annotation, cellular component: nucleus; PML body; cytoplasm. Gene Ontology annotation, molecular function: SMAD binding; protein tyrosine kinase activity; transcription coactivator activity. NCBI's taxonomy places the organism in Eukaryota, Metazoa, Chordata, Actinopteri, Syngnathiformes, Syngnathidae. The record is from RefSeq and is a predicted model, not a curated record.
GAAGAAGGCAAUUCAGCUCUGCGCCGUUCAACAGGAUUUAUUGCUCCAAGAGUGUGAAAAACCGUCAAUGUCAUCCUUUAGUUGUUGCUUAAAAUGUUGCUGAAAAGUGACCAUCGGCAUGGCAUUGACUGUGAAGUCAGGCAAUUUGCACAUUUAUAAAGGGUGCAAACUUGGCCAGUUUUACAAAGUGGAAGAUUUCCUUGGUGAGGGCAGCUUUGGAAUUGUUGCCAAAUGCCGUUGCAUAGUGACUGGCAAGAUGGCUGCCAUCAAAGUCCUCAAGAAUCAUCCAGCAAUCAUGCACCAGGCAAGGGAGGAAAUUGCGGUUCUGAAACAACUUCAGCGUCUGGACCCAGAUCAGGCUAACAUUGUCCGCUGGAAUGACUUCUUCUUUAACAAACAACUCAUCUGCUUGAAUUUUGAACUCCUUGAUCAGUGCCUGAAUAUAUUCCAGCAAGAGCAGAAUCUGCCCACUCUUUCCUUAUGUGAAAUGAGUCCAAUUUUGUACCAGAUGGGAACAGCGCUGCUACAUCUGAGUGACAUUGGAAUCGUGCAUACGGACAUCAAAACCGACAACAUCAUGGUGGUGGACCGGCAUCAGCGUCCGCUACACUUUAAGCUGAUUGAUUUUGGUUUGGCUAAAAACGUAAGUGAUCUUAAACCUGGUGACUAUGUCCAGACUUCUUGGUACAGGGCUCCAGAGGUUGUGCUAGGUGGUCCAUUCAAUGAGGCUAUUGACAUGUGGUCUCUAGGUAUUGUAGCGGUGAAGCUCGCUACGGGCUACCACCUUUACCCGGGGGAUUCAGACUACGACACCUUGGCUUAUAUUAUUCAAACUCAAGGUCGGCCAUCGGAGUCCGUGCUGGACCGUGGACUACGAACUAGCGUUUACUUCAAGAAACAGGACACCAGUCCGUACGGUUGGAAAUUUAAGACCCCGAAAGAGAUGGGCUUUGACUAUAUAGAAGUAAGUCCUUUAAAUCUCAAGUCUCUUGAAGAGAUUGAAGUGGUUCAGGAAACCGGAAAGGAGUGCGACCAGCGCGUCUUUAUAGAUCUCGUCACAAACAUGCUACACCUGGACCCGGACCUGCGGAUAAAACCUGCAGCGUUUCUGAAGCAUUCGUUUUUUAAUCCCAGCCAGGAUGAGAAUAAUGAGGACACUACACAGUGGUUGGGACAGACUACUUCUACCACUGAAAGGACAGAAUUGCAAGACAAAAAGGAGACUGAAAUAAAAAUGAGGUCAACAGACAGCUGUUUGAAAAUACUCUACAGAAAGAUUGAAGGGGCUUUUACAGUUAAUUGAAACAAUUGUUCACCAAUAUGAAAGCUGGCAAACCCUUUGCCAAUGAAGUUAACUCAUUGUCUUAUUCCAAUCAAUGUAAUUCAACAAAUGAGCAUAGAAGGACAAAUCACACUGAAUCUACAUUGUGUUUAGAUUGACUUGUUUUAAGUCCACAGUGGUCAUUUAAGGCCACUUGAAAAUAAGAGCUGAGCUGAAAUACUGCUGUCUACUAACAGCAUGUGUUGUCUCAAGGUGAUACUGACACCAGAGUCCAAGCAUUUCUGUCAUCAUCCUUGCACUAGCACCCUCUCUUAUUGUCGUUUUCAAACGCACAUUCCAAGAAAAUACUUUAAUGGCUUUUUCACCUGACGUUAUUCCAAUGAAUUGAGGAGUCUUGUUUUUCUCCACCCCAUUCACAUAUCCUCGAAUAAUUUUAUCCCCCCCUUUUAAAAAAGUCCUUGAAUCCUCAAGCUCAAGUGCUCCUCUUGAAAGCUUAAGUGCUUAAAUGGCAGGGAGGGAAGACAGUGUGGUUCUUCAGUUGACCAAACUGAAUAGAAUGAACUUUUUAGCAUAGGUUUUUGCCAUUUAAAGACUCUGACUCUGGAAUUUUGUUUGGUAGCAACAAAUACCAAACAAUAAUAUACACUCACCGGCCACUUUAUUAGGUACACCAUGCGAGUAAUGGGUUGGACCCCCUUUUGCCUUCAGAACUGCCUCAAUUCUUCGUGGCAUAGAUUCAACAAGGUACUGGAAGCAUUCCUCAGAGAGUUUGGUCCAUAUUGACAUGAUGGCAUCACACAGUUGGUGCAGAUUUGUCGGCUGCACACCCAUGAUGCGAAUCUCCCGUUCCACCACAUCCCAAAGAUGCUCUAUUGGAUUGAGAUCUGGUUACUGUCGAGGCCAUUUGAGUACAGUGAACUCAUUGUCAUGUUCAAGAAACCAGUCUGAGGUGAUUCCAGCUUUAUGACAUGGCGCAUUAUCCUGCUGAAAGUAGCCAUCAGAAGUUGGGUACAUUGUGGUCAUAAAGGGAUGGACAUGGUCGGCAACAAUACUCAGGUAGGCUGUGGCGUUCCAACGAAGCUCAAUUGGUACCAAGGGGCCCAAAGAGUGCCAAGAAAAUAUUCGCCACACCAUUACCCCACCACCACCAGCCUGAACCGUUGAUACAAGGCAGGAUGGAUCCAUGCUUUCAUGUUGUUGAUGCCAAAUUCUGACCCUACCAUUAGAAUGUCGCAGCAGAAAAUCGAGACUCAUCAGACCAGGCAACGUUUGUCCAAUCUUCUGUUGUCCAAUUUCGAUGAGCUUGUGCAAAUUGUAGCCUCAGUUUCCUGUUCUUAGCUGAAAGGAGUGGCACCCGGCGUGGUCUUCUGCUGCUGUAGCCCAUCUGCCUCAAAGUUCGACGUACUGUGCAUUCAGAGAUGCUCUUCUGCCUACCAUGGUUGUAACGGGUGGUUAUUUGAGUCACGGUUGUCUUUCUAUCAGCUCGAACCAGUCUGGCCAUUCUCCUCUGACCUCUGGCAUCAACAAGGCAUUUUCGCCCACAGAACUGCCGCUCACUGGAUAUUUUUUCUUUUUCGGACCAUUCUCUGUAAACCCUGGAGAUGGUUGUGCGUGAAAAUCCCAGUAGAUCAGCAGUUUCUGAAAUACUCAGACCAGCCCUUCUGGCACCAACAACCGUGCCACGUUCAUAGUCACUCAAAUCACCCUUCUUCCCCAUAUUGAUGCUCGGUUUGAACUGCAGGAGAUUGUAUACAUGCCUAAAUGCACUGAGUUGCCGCCAUGUGAUUGGCUGAUUAGAAAUUAAGUGUUCACGAGCAGUUGGACAGGUGUACCUAAUAAAGUGGCCGGUGAGUGUAUAUAUUUUUUCAAUCCAAUCAUGUUUCUGCAACAUACAAGGUUGCCAAAAAACAUAUUGGCCGCUGUAGAUAUUGGACAAUUAUGGCAAGACUGAAAGGAUUGUGAUCUGACUGUUGUAAAAAUUAAACUUUAACACCUAUUACAUAAUUGUACUGAAUGUGUUGCUUAUUUACAACAUGCAAAAAUAGUCCCUUUUCACACUUUAUGUCUGCCACCACUAAAUGUCUGAAGCGUAUCCUAAAUCAAACAUAGCUUUCAUUUUUUUUUACAGGUGGAUGCCACACAUUUACAGAGAACUGCUAUUCAGAUUGCCCUUUCAGUUGUUUUACAAUGCUGGCCAAAAGUAUUGGCAUCCCUGCAUUUCGGUCAGAUAAUGCUCAAUUUCUCACAGAAAAUGAUUGUAAUUACAAAUGCUUGGUAAUAAUAUCUUCACUUAUUUUGCUUGCAAUGAAAAAAAAAAAUUAAAUCAUUAUCAUUUUACACAAAACUCCAAAAAUGGGCCAGACAAAAGUAUAGACCCCCUUUAAAAAACCCAUGUGAUGCUUCUCUAAUUUGUGUAAUUAACAGCACCUGUUACUUACCUGUGGCACAUAAAAGGUAAUGGCAAUAACUAAACCACACUUGCAGCCAGUUAAAAUGGAUUAAGGUUGACUCAACCUCUGUCCCAUGUCCUUGUGUGUAUCACAUUGAGCACGGAGAAAAGAAAGAAAACCAAAUAACUGUCUUUGGACUUCAGAAGCAAAAUUGUGAGGAAGCAUGGGCAAUCUCAAGGCUACAAGUCCAUCUCCAAAGACCUAAAUGUUUUUGUGUCUACCGUGCGCAGUGUCAUCAAUGAAUGUAAAGCCCAUGGCACUGUGGCUAACUUCCCUAGAUGUGGACGAAAAGAAAAAUUGACAAGAAAUUUCAACAAAACAUUGUGCGGAUGGUGGCUAAAGAACCUCGACUAGCAUCCAGACAAGUUCAAGCUGUCCUGCAGUCCGAGGAUGCAAAAGUGUCAAUUCGUACUAUCCGUCGGCGUCUGAAUGAAAAGAGACUAUGGUAGGAUACCCAGGAAGAUCCCACUUCUGACCCAGAGACAUAAAACAAAAUGGCAGUUUGGAGAAGGCACGCUUCAAAUCUCAGAGACCUGGAGCAGUUGGCCAAAGAAAAAUGGUCUAAAAUUCCAGCAGAGCAUUGGAAGCGGUUGUUCGCAGUUAUUUUGUCUAAAGGUUGUGCUGCCAAGUAUUAGGCUGAGGGGGCCAAUACUUUUGUCCGGCCCAUUUUUGGAAUGUUGUGUAAAAUGAUAAUGAUUUAAAUUUUUUUUACUGCAAGCAAAAUAAAUGAAGAUAUUACAACCAAAGCAUUUGUAAUUGCAAACA